Lentinula edodes (shiitake mushroom) is the source of this 1395-nucleotide messenger RNA. RefSeq lists its product as uncharacterized. The annotation marks the transcript as partial. The record is from RefSeq and is a predicted model, not a curated record. Lineage: Eukaryota; Fungi; Basidiomycota; Agaricomycetes; Agaricales; Omphalotaceae. The transcript has 13 exons.
AUACCUCCCGAGCAUGAGCAUCGGACUCUGGUCCUUUGCUUUGAUGGUACUGGUGACCAAUUCGAUGUCGACAACUCAAACAUUGUGCAGUUGUGCUCGCUGUUCAGGAAGGAGGACCGGUCGAAGCAGAUGGUGUAUUAUCAGGCGGGUAUUGGGACGUACACUUCUCCCAGAGUCGCGACGCCCUUGAUGUCCACGAUAUCAAAGGCGAUGGAUAUGUUACUCGCAAAUCAGCUAAAUGCGCAUGUUAUGGACGGGUACGAAUUCCUGAUGCAAAACUAUACAGCUGGUGAUCGUAUCUGUAUGUUCGGGUUUUCGAGAGGCGCGUACACUGCCAGAAGUCUUGCGGGCAUGCUUCACAAAGUAGGGCUGCUCUCUAAAGACAAUUUUCAGCAGGUUCCGUUUGCAUAUAAGAUGUAUACGAGAGUAGACAAGGUUGGGUGGGAGCAGUCCAAUGCAUUCAAGGAAGCGUUCUGUAGGGACGUGAUUAUUGAUUUCCUCGGAGUAUGGGAUACUGUGGACUCUGUAGGUUUAAUACCCAAGCGACUUCCAUUUACCACCUCGAAUACCAUCGUUCGCACAUUUAGACACGCGAUAUCCCUUGAUGAACGGCGCGCCAAGUUCAAACCCAACUUUUGGAAUCUUCCUCAUCCGCGGUCUGAUCAUUCACAGGACUUGCCUCCAAGUCGACCGACAUAUUCUGAUAAUCGACUAAGCGAUUACGAAGAGCGGUUCUCCCUACACAGUGAAUACAAUACGACUCCAACGGACGUACAAGAAGUCUGGUUUGCUGGUUGUCACUGUGAUGUGGGAGGUGGUUCUGUGAAGAACUCUACACGCCACACUCUUGCACGAAUUAGCCUUCGUUGGAUGAUUCGGGAGUGCUUCAAAGCUAACACUGGGAUCAUGUUCAAUUCACAACGUUUGAGGUCGGUUGGACUGGAUCCUUCGGCUUUGUAUCCAUUUAUAAGUCCGAGGCUUCCACCACUAUCAAGUGAAAAGAUUCAUACAAUUGCGCCUAUUCCUCAGAAGAAGUCAAAAUUACAUCGAGUUUUAGCAAAGAAGGAUAACGAGAAGACACGAAUUUUGUCGGAAGAGGAGGAGGAUCUCGAGGAUGUGCUCUCUCCCAAGUAUGAUCAACUCAAAAUAGCUCCGUUUUGGUGGAUUCUUGAGGUGAUCCCGAUGCAAUUCCGUUAUCAGAGGAAGUGUGAUGACUGGGUGUCAUAUUUUGGAUUCAAUCUUGCCAGACCUCGGCACAUACCGGAGCAAUCUUCCAAUGGUGUUUAUGUACAUCGUAGUGUUAAAAUACGAAUGGAGGCGGAGAAAGUAGGUUCGAAUGGUAAACACCGUAGAUAUUCGCCCAAAGCGCACUUGGAAGUUGAGCCCAUUUGGUAG